Molecule: messenger RNA, 486 nt
Organism: Cucurbita pepo subsp. pepo (vegetable marrow)
Lineage: Eukaryota; Viridiplantae; Streptophyta; Magnoliopsida; Cucurbitales; Cucurbitaceae
Source: RefSeq, a predicted model, not a curated record
AUGACUUCUUCCUUUACUGCGUCGAUGUCUACUUCCUCACCUCUGGCCCCCGAGCAGCUUGCUGUGGAGGAGAAGAAGCCCGCGCCGCCGCCAAAGCCAUGGCUGAUCGUUGGCCUUGGGAAUCCCGGGAAGAAUUUGAUUGACCAAUUUUCUAACUGGGAAGUGGAUAUUGUGAAUGACUUGAAGGAUUCCACUUUGGUAGCUCAUUGCAAGUCGAAAAGUGACGAUUUAGGUGAGCAUGUGAUCAAGCCUGGAGACAAAUAUUAUUGGAAGUUCCAUGAAAACGUGUGGCAAACAACACUAUAUUGGUGCAAUUUUAGCAGCAAACGUGGGCAGGCUUCUGGUCAAGUGUUUUGGCCAGAGAAAAGCCACUGGCUUAGUGAUCGAUGUAAUCGUAAUACCUGCAUUUGGGUUGCCAAAGAUGAUGGCAUUUCUAUACGUAUUGGUGUUUUCGGUUUAUAUGAAUUAGUGUACCCUUGGAAAUGA